Molecule: messenger RNA, 2939 nt
Organism: Protopterus annectens (West African lungfish)
Lineage: Eukaryota; Metazoa; Chordata; Ceratodontiformes; Protopteridae
Gene: RBM28
Product: RNA binding motif protein 28
Exons: 19
Coding region: 336-2585 (749 amino acids)
Molecular function (GO): RNA binding
Source: RefSeq, a predicted model, not a curated record
UUGUUCUGUGUGCGCCGCCUGUAAUGCUUCCGGGAUUGUACUCGGACUUUGGAACCAUUGUACACUGAAUGAUUGUUUCUAACAGGAGGUUUAGCCACGCUUUCCUGUUUUUGUAGUAUGGCGGCGUCCUGUACAAUGUGAUUUGUUGUAAUUUUGCAUGUUUUUGUUUUUAUCCUUGUUUCCCAGUAAUGAGGAAAGAGUAUAUGUUGGUUAGAAUUGUGCAUUUUAUGUGCAUUAGUGUAUGUGCUAUUGACUCUUUAUCAUAAAAUACGUUAUUUUUUUACUUGUUUGGAGUGCAUGUUAAAUUCUUUUUCCUGAAAGCCUGAAUUCCUGUAAUGGCUGGGUCGACCCUAUUUGUGCGCAACCUUCCACCUUCUGCUAGCAAUGAACAAUUGCUUGAGGUAUUCAGCGAAGUUGGGCCAGUGAAGCAAUGCUUUGUGGUUCGAGAUAAAGGUAGUGAUAACUGCCGUGGCUUUGGCUAUGUUACUUUCUCAAUGCAAGAUGAUGCUCAGAAGGCCAUAACGGAUGUUAGAGAGUUUGAUGGGAAAAAGAUCAUUGUUGUCUUUGCUAAGAAGAAAUUGCCAAAGGACAAGAAGCAGCAGAAACAGAAAGGAGAAUCUAAAACAUUGGCAGCAGAAGAAAAGAAACCUAAAUCCUUGAAGAAGUCCAAAAGGAAAGCGAGACUUAUCAUAAGGAACCUUAGCUUUAAAUGUUCUGAAGAUGACUUGAAAGCAGUAUUUUCUAAAUAUGGAGUUGUCUUGGAGGUUGACAUUCCUCGUAAAGAAGAUGGAAAGAUGCGGGGAUUUGCCUUUGUUCAGUUCAAAAAUGUCUUAUCUGCAGGAAAUGCACUGAAGGAGAUGAACAUGAAGGAGAUAAAAGGUCGACCAGUUGCAGUGGAUUGGGCUGUAGCCAAGGAUAAAUACAAAGCUGCACAGGGAUCUUCUAGCUCAGGUGGACAGAAGGAGACAAGUUCAGGCAAUAAGCAGCAGGUCCAGGAAGAUGAUGAAUCAGGUUCCACCUCUGAAUGUGACUCAGAUAAUGAAUCAAAACCACAGACAAACAUCCAAAGAAAACAAAAGUCCUUCAUGAAGGUUUCCAGUACGGUCUGUGAGGAAGAAGAGAGAAACGUUGAAGAGGAUAGUGAAGUAAGCAGUGAUGAAGAUCAAAAAGAGAGUGAAGUUGAUGAGGCCAGUGAAGAGGAGGAAGAUGAAGGAUCAGAUACAAGUGGCUCGGAUUCUGAAGAUGAGGACCAGGAGGUGGAUAGUGAUGAUGAGAAAUCUGUAAAGAAAAAAAACAAAACCCAUCCAACAGAUGUAAAUGAGGGCAGAACAGUGUUUAUCAGGAAUCUAUCCUUCGACACAGAGGAGGAGGAUCUCGGCAAACUACUGGAAAAAUUUGGUGACCUAAACUAUGUCCGAAUUGUCGUGCACCCAGACACUGAGCAUUCUAAAGGUUGUGCCUUUGCUCAAUUCAAGACAAAAGAAGCAGCACAGAAGUGCAUUGAGUCAUCCCUGGAUGAAUCCGAAGGAGGUGGUCUGAAACUGGAUGGGAGAAAGUUAAAAAUAGAUAUAGCUGUGACUCGAGAGGAGGCUGUAAACCUGCGGAACAAAACAAAGGCUAAAAAGUCAACAGGAAGUAGGAACUUGUACCUGGCUCGAGAGGGCUUUAUCCGUGCAGGCACCAAGGCUGCUGAAGGACUGAGUGAGGCAGAUCUUGCAAAGAGAGCACGAUUUGAAGAGCUGAAACGCCAGAAACUGAAGAACGUAAAUGUCUUUGUUUCAAAGACUAGGCUAUGUGUUCACAACCUUCCAAAAUCUGUGGACAAUAAGCAACUGAGAAAAAUUGUUCUGAAGGCAGCCGGUGGAGGGAAGGACGUACGAGUGAAGGAGUGCAGGGUGAUGUGUGACCUACAGAACAAACCUCCAUCAGGAGUGGCACGCUCACUUGGGUAUGCAUUUGUGGAAUUCCAGGAGCCUGAACAUGCACUGAAAGCCCUGAGAGAACUGAAUAAUGAUCCUGAAGUAUUUGGGCCCCAAAAGAGGCCAAUUGUGGAGUUCUCAUUGGAAGAUAGAAGAAAGUUGCAAAUAAAAGCUAACAGAGCACAGCGCAACCUGCAAAAGCAAACCACCAACACAACAAAGAAGAACUCAAGUCAGCUUGGUGAAACAGAAAAACAAAAACCUAAGGCAGACCAACAAAUUCCAAAGUCACUAGCAUCUCAGAAUGAAAUGAAACCUAAAACCUGGUCAGGAUUUCAGACUAAAGCCGAAGCUGACAUUGUGGUCUUACCUGAUGGCAAGAAACGGAAGAAAGUGCUCCCACUUCCAUCACACAGAGGACCUAAGAUAAGGAAGCGUGAUGUUAAAGUGAAGCAUUUACCAGUACAGAAGCCUAAAUUUCAAUCUGUUCAUAACAAACCAAGAAAGCAGAAACCACCACCCAAGCAGGUAUCAAAAACGUCUAGGCCAAAAUUCAGGAACAAAGAAGAGGAUAAGUUUAACAAGCUAGUGGAUCAGUACAAGAAGAAGAUUCUAGGAAACCCUGAGGCUACCAGAGUGAAAAAGAGCAAAUGGUUCAACACCUAAUCAAAUAAAAAAGACAUUUAAGUGGCUUUAUUUAAAGUAUUUAGGUCUGCAGAGCAGUCAAUCUCUUAACUAAGCCUUAAAGGUGUUUUUACAUUUAGCUCACAAUUGUUGCUGCAUCAGCUGCGUUGUAGCAGUCUGCUGUUUUUAUUGUCUUGGUAGCCAUUUUAGGCUAAUUGAAAUUGUCCCACUAAAUUAAAACUUAAAGCUGAGUUCCGUGACAUGUCACAUGAUUCCCAGGUAUUACAUUAAAGCACAGCAGUCGGUAUUUGAAAGUUAUGUCAUUUUAUGCUGGCUAUCCAAUGACCCAGAUGCUUCUUUUUUUACCGUUAUGUUUUAUUAAAAAUGUCAGGCUGA